Mycotypha africana is the source of this 795-nucleotide messenger RNA. RefSeq lists its product as uncharacterized. Lineage: Eukaryota; Fungi; Mucoromycota; Mucoromycetes; Mucorales; Mycotyphaceae. Bases 1 to 795 code for a protein of 264 amino acids. The record is from RefSeq and is a predicted model, not a curated record. The transcript is spliced from 2 exons.
AUGAAAAGCCUGAUGGCAGCCCAAUCCCGUCUUGAUAGCACUAACAGCACACCAGAAAGGAUUUUUACGCAACGUCAGCUAUCGAUUCGCGGACGUGCCACCAUUGUCAAUAGCUUACUAUUUUCUAAAUUGUGGUAUGUUUUGCGCCUCACACCCUUCAACCAAAAUCAGCUCCACAAACUUCGCCAGGUAGGUACCGCCUUUAUCAACCGCGGAAUUUUCCCAAAGCUCUCCUUGGAACAACUAACUUCCCCUCGCUCUCAAGGGGGUCUCGCUACACUCGAUCCUAACCUUCAACAAUCUGCGCUUGUAUGGCGUUGGUUAGGCCUAUUACUGCGUACGACCGACUCCUCUCGACUAACUGUAGUCAUGACAUAUUUGCUUUAUACCUUCAAAUGGUUUUGUAAAUCCACAAUACUACCUUCCUUUCAUUACUAUCUGUUAUUUCCCAACUAUCGCAGAGCUCAGUGGUUUCCUCGUAUGAUUCAGGGCUCUCAUCUGUCGUUCAUGAAUAUAUUUAAAAUAUUCACACACGCGAUUGACUCCACCUCCUUUUCUAUUCGAACUAGUUCUCUGAAUCCUUUUACAACCCUCCCCUUAUCCAUUCUAGACGUUCUUCAAUCCCCUGAGACGGAUCCCCACCUGUUGUCUCGAUUAGUGGGUCAACACCCUGGCGUGAGAGAUAUCCGUACUACGGACGUUUUACCUAUGAUUUUGCCCAACUACGAAUUUGACUACGGAAUGCCGAUGAGGUUAUCGGUCAUCGAAACCUCACCUACCUUCUACGUAGCUUGA